AUGCCCUCCCUCGCCCUGACCAACCCGGACAUGAUCCUGCCGAAUGACGGCGAAAGACAAUCCUCCACGCCCUCGCCGCCGUCGCUAGCUUACCUGUCGAGUCUGAACAACUACAAUCAUAAUGCAGGACCAAGUAUGGCCGCGCAGCCGUCCGCUCGGUCCAAGAAGUCCUUCUCGCGGCCCGGCUGGACGCACGAAGAAUUAAGAGACAGUCGCCGGUUGUCGGAUAUUGGGGAGGAGCUGUCGCCCGCGCGCUUGGGCGGGUUCGCUGAUAUAGAUGACUCGGAUGCGGAGCAGCAGCAGGGUCUGGACUGGUCGCCGGUGAUUCGCGAGCAAUGGGAUCAAAGGAAUGAUAGUGCGGCCAGCAGUUCCAGUUCCACGGUCAGUGCUGGAAGCAGACGGGCCUUGCGGGAGCAGACUUCGACGCCGCAGAACCAUACGGUCAGAAGUAGCAGCCCGGAGAAACCGAGGAGCGAAGAUGUUGUUUAUCUAUCGACUGCUGCUCCCGCGGAAGCAAAGCCGUCCGGGGACGAUGGUUCGUCGGCGAUCCUGAGCAGCGAGGCGGAGAGGAUUCUCGAGAAUGCGAAGAAGCGAUUGACGCUCAUGGAGGGCAACCUUAACCGGGCUCGCUCGUCAGUGUCAGUGCGAAUGACUCCAUCGCCAUCACCGUCUGCUGCUGGUGGCUCGGCGUCGCUGGGAACGCAUUCGCCAGGUGGGCUGUACCGGUCGAUAUCUCGCACAGAUCGCAAGAGUUCCUCUCUCCGGCGUCAAUCGCAGGUUCCCGGACAGGACACAUCGAACAAUCGACACUCCCGGGUGCAUAGCGAGACCAACUUUCCGUCCGAGUCCACUCUGGCGCCCGACUCCAAACGUUUGUCUCGAUCUGUGAGCGCAAUGGGUGCAAGCAGUUCGACUCUGCACAACGAUGAGAGAACUUUCCAGUACGAUCCUAAACGGGCGUACUUGACGCAUCGGGCGUCUAUCUCGUCUAUGUCUAAGCCGCACUCAACGGGCAAGCGGUCUACACAAUCACCGCAGUCCCUCGACUCUCACGAAGAAGACAGCCAAUCGGAUUCUCCAAAGGGGUUGGGCAUCUCUGGAGAAUCCGAGUCCAGCCCAGCCGAUUUUAGUCCUGUCUACAGCGCGCAUGGCCCUCCCAGUCGCGCGCAGUCCCAGCUGCAGGUGCGCGACCUACAGUACCACAUGAAGGGUCUUCAUAUCAAAAUCUCCUCGCUGAAAGUCAAGGCUCAGGAGGACAAUCUCCGCCGACGCAGUCUGCAAAGCCUGCGUACACCCAGCCCCCUGUCAGCAGCGGACCAUUGGUAUGCGAAUGCGUUGGAACUGCACGAUGGACGCAACAGUCGGGGCUCAACAGCCCGCCGCGGUGUCAGCUCGGAAUACGCUCGUGAGCAGACUUCAGAGCACGAAACGGCCCGGAGCAAGAAUUAUCACGUCGAAUCCGAGAGAGAACAACGCCGGCCCGUCGAGCAAGCCACGCUGAAUCUCGCCAGGCAAACGGGCUCAGACUUGCAGUCGCCGUCAGCCGGUGACUAUGAGGAAGCACGGGCUCGCUCGGUCGCCGAGAGCAUGUACGAAGAUGCAGAGGAGGGUGAGUUCGACGACGAGGACAUCGACCGGGCAGCCUUGGAUGAGAUCUUGCGCGAACCGCUGGACGAGGACCUGGAGAGUCCUCUGGAAACGCCUUCUCUGGAUGCAUUCCCGGAUGUGCCUCAUCACUUCACGGACGAGACACCGCACGAGGAGCGCGAAGACGCGUUUGACUAUGAGCAUUUCAUCCUCCACAGUGCCCUGGGCAACUAUACGCGCCAGCUGCGACCGGUUAGCACUGCCUCCUCGGCCGCGUCGGGAGAGACGACACGGCCGACGCAGUCAGUGCACUCGCCGCGCUCCUCGAGCGCCAUGUCGGACUCGACUGUUGCGACCUUCGCAACCGCCACAGAAGGCGAGAAUUUUACAGACGACGAGGACGAGCUGGACGGCGUGAUGUACUGGGAUCGACGCUUCAACCACGAACUGCGCACUGGACGUGUACACAGCCACCACGACCCCAAUGUCAUCCCGGAGACCGAUCGAUCCGAGACGCCUCGGGCCGACCGCGACGACCAGGCGACUCCAGUAGAAGGCCAGCCCUCGACACCCCGCGCGCAGCGGGACGGUGGCACCGACCGACCAUCGUCGGCGGCUACAGCGACGCCGACUCAACUCGCGUCGUCGCUCGUGUCGACUGUGCGGGCUGCGUCGUCGACGCCCAGCUCGGGCGGGAUUAACGAGGACGACACGCAGAUGCUGGAGCAGCUGUUCCAGAGCCUGGGGGAUGUGUGCUCUGAGUUGCAGGCCAUCAUGGGCUCGGAGGAUCCAGAUAUGAAGGCAGCACGGGUGCUGCGACGCCGGCUGGACGCGGCGAGACGAGUGUUAGAUGGAGAGCUGGAUGCGUGA
Molecule: messenger RNA, 2457 nt
Organism: Penicillium riverlandense
Lineage: Eukaryota; Fungi; Ascomycota; Eurotiomycetes; Eurotiales; Aspergillaceae
Exons: 4
Coding region: 1-2457 (818 amino acids)
Source: RefSeq, a predicted model, not a curated record